Paramecium primaurelia is the source of this 448-nucleotide messenger RNA. The record is from the annotation of a GenBank genome assembly. NCBI's taxonomy places the organism in Eukaryota, Ciliophora, Oligohymenophorea, Peniculida, Parameciidae.
UCUAUAUUGAGAAAUUAGCAAUUGAAUUUUGUUAGCAGAUUCUUCAAGACCACUUUAUUAUAGUAGCCUGCUAUGAGAAGAAGAACAAUAACUCCAAUAUUCCCACCACCAGGAUACAACUUAACUAUUCCAGAUUGGCCAGUUGAAUAGUUUAUGUUAAGAAUAGGAAAAGGAUGUUCAGAUUAUGCAGAUAAAUUUGAAAAAUUGACUGAAGUAUUUGAAGCAGAUAGAGUACAUUGAUAUUUAUAUGUAGUUUUAAAUGAAAGAGAAAGGCAUUCCUCCAAAGGUGAGAAAAUAUAUAUUUUCAAUCAAAGAGUAAUUACGUAGAGGAGUACUUACAUUUGAAUAUUUAGAAAGGAGAACAUCAGUCACAAUACCAAAGAAAAAGGCAACAAAAAAAUGAGUUAUAUUAUCGUAUAGGUUUUAUUAGCAAACAGUUAUUUAGUGG